Condylostylus longicornis is the source of this 1659-nucleotide messenger RNA. RefSeq lists its product as uncharacterized. The coding region runs from base 198 to 1511 and encodes 437 amino acids. Gene Ontology annotation, cellular component: cytoplasmic exosome (RNase complex); nuclear exosome (RNase complex). The record is from RefSeq and is a predicted model, not a curated record. The transcript has 6 exons. Lineage: Eukaryota; Metazoa; Arthropoda; Insecta; Diptera; Dolichopodidae. Gene Ontology annotation, biological process: nuclear mRNA surveillance; nuclear polyadenylation-dependent mRNA catabolic process; exonucleolytic trimming to generate mature 3'-end of 5.8S rRNA from tricistronic rRNA transcript (SSU-rRNA, 5.8S rRNA, LSU-rRNA).
UGAGUGAAUAUCAAUAUAUUAAUAUUGUGGUUAGAUUUGGAGUAAUUACAAAAAGUUGACAAAAACAUAACCUAAGAACUUUGAGUUGAUUUGGUUUUUGUUAUCGACUUCAAUUUUAUUUCAAGCGAUAAUAAUCACUCUUAUGUUUUGAAUUUUUAUAAAACACUUUAAGUAAAAAAAACUAAAUAAUACUAAAUAUGAGGGAAACACCAAUCUCUAAUUGCGAAAAAAAAUUUAUUUUGGAGAGCCUUCAACAGCAUCAACGCCUCGAUGGACGUAAAUUAUCCGAAAGCCGCUCUAUGAUAAUAAGUUUUGGUAUCGAUUGGGGUUGUGUUCAUGUUUCUUUAGGGAAUACUAGAGUAAUUGCACAAGUAUCUUGCGAAUUAGGUCAGUCCCAAACAAUUAGACCAAAUGAAGGUAUUUUACAUAUUAAUGUGGAGCUUAGUCCGAUGGCAGCAGCUCAUUUCGAAGCUGGUCGAAACUCUGAGCUUACAGUUCGCAUAAAUCGUAUAUUAGAAAGAACAUUUAAAGAUUCUAAAUGUGUUGACUUGGAGUCUCUGUGUGUGAUAGCCGAAGAUAGAGUAUGGAUAUUAAGAGUUGAUGUAAAUGUUUUGAAUCAUGACGGCAAUUUAAUAGAUUGUUGUGCUGCAGCUUGCUUAUGCGCUUUAGCACACUUUAAAAGACCUGACGUUACGGUUGAUGGAAACGAAGUGAAAAUUCAUACAGCGGCUGAAAAAGAUUUUAUAUCUAUAGUAUUGCAUCACUAUCCUGUUUGCGUAUCUUAUGCGACAUUUAACGAUGGCCAAAUUGCGGUGGUUGAUCCUUCGCUAAUUGAGGAACAGAUAUGUGAUGCUGAAAUGAUUUUUGGAAUAAACUCUUACAGAGAAUUAUGUUGUCUUAAUUUAUCUGGAAAAACACUUACAAGCUCUAGUCUUUUUCUUAAAUGUGCUAAUAAAGCAGCUGAACAUGCGAAAGCCACUGUAGAAUUAAUAAAGUAUGAAAUUGAUUGUGAUUUAGAAAGCAGGAAAAACAAUGAAGCAUUUGGGUUUGCUGAAUGCCUGAAAUAUAAAAAGUUAAACACGGUUGAAGAAGAAAAACUCUCGCUUAAACUUCGAAAUUUCUAUUAUCGUAUGCCUUAUUUUAGUAGAAAUAGAGAAGUCAAAAUGGAAGUAGAAGAUAAAACAGACAUUGUUGAUGGUGAAGAGACAGCUGUUAAAAUUGAAAUACUUGAUAGUAGUACUGGGAACAUUAGUUCGAAUCAGAAAAAUAUUAAUUGGUUCCCAGACACAGACAGCGAUGAAGAUGACAUUGAUAUGUCAAGAGAUUUAGGAGCUAUGAUAAGCGACGGGAGCGAUGAAGAUGAAAAGCCGCUUGAACAGCAAUUAGAGGCGGUGAAUGAAAAAUUAUGUGCGUCUAAAAUGAGUAAACCUAUUAGUAAAGGAACACCUGUUAUCAAAGAGGAAAUUGGCAGCGACAAUAGCGAAGAGGAUGAAACUAUGAUUUUAAAAUAAAAUCUGUAUUAAUAUAGAUGAAAUUUAAAAAUAAAAACAAAAUAUCACUUUAGUUUUUUUUACUUAAACAAUAAUAAUGUUAUACAUACAUAUAUUCUUACUUAACAACUUUUCUUCUUGAUAUUUUAAAAUUUACUUUACAAAUUGA